AUGUGGUGGCUGCUCAGUAUACUGGGCUGUGUUCUGCUGGUGGCGGUCAUUUUCUUCCUGACCACUCGACAGCGUUACAAGUUGUUCAGUGAGAAGUGCGUGAGGCCACCAGGACCCUUGGUCACAGACAGCAAACAGAGGGAUGACAGGCUGAAGAAAGGUUUCCGUGUGGACCGUGUUCCCCCUGCUCUGGAUGCGGUGGUGAUUGGCAGUGGUGUGGGAGGUUUGGCGGCGGCAGCACUUUUGUCCAAAGCCGGGAAGAAAGUUUUAGUUCUGGAGCAACAUGAUCAGGCUGGAGGCUGUACCCACACCUUCCAGAAUAAGGGAUUUGAGUUUGAUGUGGGUAUCCAUUACCUGGGCCAGCUUCAUGAGAACAGCCUGCUCAGGAUUACUAUGGAUCAGAUUACAGAGGGUCAGCUGCAGUUUACACGUCUGGGACAGCAGUUUGACACACUGAUCCUGGGUCAGGAGGACCAACGCAGGGAAUACCAUAUUCAUUCAGGGAAGACUGAGAUGGCCGAAAGUCUAAAGAAGCAGUUUCCAGGAGAGGAGGAGGCCAUUGAUGAAUUCAUGAGAUUAAUGAAGCUAGCCUCACAGCGGACACCGCUUAUCGCCAUCUUGAAGAUGAUACCCUAUUGGCUGGUUAAUUUCCUGGUUAAUAAUGGCCUUUUACAUCGAAUAUCUCAAGUGUUCAGCCUGGCAACAACCAGCCAUUCUGAAAUGAUGUCCCGCCUCACACAGAACAAGGACCUGCAGGCCCUGUCUGCCUACCUGUUCUAUGGGGUCCCUCCGAAAGAGUCCAGCUUUCUCAUCAAUGCUCUCCUCCUUCACCACUACAAACGUGGUGCAUACUACCCACGAGGGGGCGCCAGUGAGAUUGCCUUUCACAUCAUCUCUGUCAUUCAGCAAGCAGGGGGCGCGGUGCUGGUCAGGGCUCCGGUUCAACGCAUCCUGCUCAACCAGCAGGGGAAGGCCUAUGGUGUGACAGUGCGUAAAGGACAAGUAGAGAUUGAGGUCCAUGCACCGGUUGUCAUUUCCAAUGCUGGCAUCUUCAACACCCUCCAGACGUUUCUACCUAAGCCAAUACAGGACAAACCAGAGAUCCAGUCACUGUUGGGUAAGGUACGGCAUGGUAUGGGUUCCUUCUUGGUCUUUGUUGGUCUGGAUGGAACCAAAGAGGAGCUGGGCAUCGUUUCCACCAACUUCUGGAUGUAUAAAGACAACGACUUGGAUUCUCUAAUGGAGCGAUACUCCUCCCUAAGCAGAGAUCAAGUUUUGGGGAACAUUCCCAUGAUGUUCAUCACCUCCCCAUCUGCUAAGGAUCCUACAGCCAAUAUCCGACAGCCAGGUAAGUCAUGUAUGACAUUGCUAACCAUGGCUCGCUAUGAGUGGUUCGAGGAAUGGGAGGGGACAAAACUUGGCAAGAGGGGACAGGACUACCUGGAUCUGAAAAACAGCAUGGCCAAAGAGAUGCUUGACUGGGCACUAACCAUAUUUCCACAACUGCGAGAAAAGGUGGUGAUGGUGGAUGCUGCCACUCCUCUAACAAAUGUCCACUAUUUGGGAGCUCCAAGAGGCGAGAUGUACGGCGCUGAACACAACCUGGAGCGCUUCAACCCAGAAACGGUUGCUCGGACACGACCACAGACACCAAUCGACGGACUCUUCCUCACAGGGCAGGACGUGUUCUGUAAUGGCCUGGCUGGAGCUGUGCACGGCGGGUUGCUCUGUGCCUCUGCUGUCCUCAAUCAGAUCCUCUACAUUGACCUUCUGGCCUUGAAGACCCAGCUCAAACGCAAACAGACCAAAAAAAAACUGACCUAGUAUUGACAGGGUGAGCGUGGAGGUAAUUAGUGUAGUUUUAAUACAUUUAAAGAUUAUAAUCUUGAAUCAAUACUAGAUUGGAAGUGAGAAAGGAAACAAAGGAAGUGAGGAGAAACUCAAAAGAGUGGAGGGUUAGGGUAUGUCAUGUCUUCCUGCAAUCUAAGAGCCAAAUUCAACAUUAAAGUAAACCUCUACUUAAUCUGCCUUAAUCCAGUUGAUUUAUUAAUCACUGACUGUGUCUGCUGUGAUCCCAAGACAGAUCCCAAGUGCAGUGUAGCUAACAUGGCUGCCAAUGCAAUCAUUGGAAAUUGCAACAAAUUAGACAGAUGGUACAA
Platichthys flesus (European flounder) is the source of this 2159-nucleotide messenger RNA. RefSeq names its product all-trans-retinol 13,14-reductase-like. The transcript is spliced from 12 exons. The record is from RefSeq and is a predicted model, not a curated record. Gene Ontology annotation, molecular function: oxidoreductase activity. The coding region runs from base 1 to 1824 and encodes 607 amino acids. NCBI's taxonomy places the organism in Eukaryota, Metazoa, Chordata, Actinopteri, Pleuronectiformes, Pleuronectidae.